Peronospora belbahrii is the source of this 2739-nucleotide messenger RNA. NCBI's taxonomy places the organism in Eukaryota, Oomycota, Peronosporomycetes, Peronosporales, Peronosporaceae. The record is from the annotation of a GenBank genome assembly.
AUGAAUGGAGAUACGAUUGCUGUCAUCCGGAGAUCAAAGCAUGGAUAUAGUGACAAUGAAUUAUUUACAAUGGCUCUACGUAAAUGGAAAAAUCAUAAGGAAUCUGUUGAUAUUGCAAUCGAGUUUAUACUGUCUAUAGUCGCCAAUCAAUUGGAGGAGGAGCUUCUAUUGUGGUUAUUGCAGUCUCAUGCCAAUGAUACAGUGGAUGAUAUUGAAAUUUUCUUAACUAUUUGCUCGAAUCCGUCUUUUAUAGUAAACGGCAUUGAGCUAUUGGAGACGCUAUUGGAUGUAUUAGUGACAGUGGCAAUUGUACGAGCUGCUGCUUGUGAUCGAAGUGAUAUGAACCGGUCACGACAAAUGGCUGAGAUUAUGAGCAUAAUGAUGGAGAGUCGAGUCUUGAUGCUAACAAGUAAAGCUUAUAAUGUUUUACAACUAUUGACCAAGUGUCAUGCAAACAAAGAGGAUACGGACCUUUGGACAAAGUUUGUGGAGCUUCCUAGUACAUUAGAUACUCAACUGUUCAAUUCAAGAAGUGGUCGAGCUUUUCUUGAUUGUGCAGAACAAAUUAUUUUCAUGCAGCAAACUGAGCUAGAGGAAAUGCGAGGAACGAGCAGAGUUUGUGCCAGUGGGGAGGUGAAUGGAGGACAGACAUUGACAGCAAAGAUACUGUGGGAUCUUACGAAACAGUUGGUGGAGUUGAUCAAAACGAAGACAGUCCACAGUGAUGUCAAACAUGAUCAUUACAUAGAUUCUGGUACUACACAACGUCUAGCCGUCGUGGACAACAUGACUGAUUUGGAGAUGUUGUUGAAAGCAAAGGGGACAAGUGGUCAAUCUUGCACUAAUAUUCCUUCUACGCAUGUUGUUGAUGAUGAAGAUACGGAGCUAUCUGCUAUUGAACUGCUCUCAACUUUUUGUACCUCACCAGAUAGAAAAGAGCUUAUUUCAAGUGACAUACUUGAAAAGGCUUUCGACGAGUUGUCCGCGACGAAGCAACUCAAUGUUAUCUCAAUUCAGGUGUCAUUCCUUCUUGGUUUGCAAAUGCGUCGGCAAGUCUGUUUCGUAGAUCACUGUGAGUCCGCCAAAGUUGAAUUUGGACGAAGAAUUAGACGCGUAUUUAACCGUCUGACAGACAAAGCCCGAGACAUAAAGCAUGUGGCAUCGUUGGUAGUUCUAUCUGCAUUUUAUCCCGGUCAAAUCGUUCGGCAGUGCAUUACCGGCGCUCGUGCAGACAUGCUACAUCACAGUCUGUAUAUAGAAGUGUUUCGUGCGUCUCCACUGCUACUAGAUUGGACGGAAGGUGCUGAAAACGGAAGCACGACUUUGCUGGAAUGUCAAUUACAGCAGGCUGUGUUUGAUGUCUCCAGUAACCAAAGCAGUUUUGACCAAGAAAGUCACAAUGUGAUAUCAUUUCUUUUGUCUGUUGUGGGGAUUCCUAUACGCUCUUUAUCAAAACGAGAAGCUCCAGUGAUGACAAUUAACAAGCUUCUUGACAAAGUGAUAAAUCCUGUCUGCUAUUCUGUUGGUCUCCGCCAUGAACCGCACCUCAAUUUGUACACACUGGUCCAACAAUUAUUCCAAUACUUUGUGGCGGCAAACACGUGUCGAGACCUUGAUUGUAACAUCUUGGAAAGCUCGUUCAACCUAAUCCUGAAAGCUCUAUGUUCUUUUGAUGCUCACAUUUUGCAAUUUGGGGUUCUCAUUCGGGAAAGAUUGCUCCUCCUACUCAUAAAAAUUAUGGAGUUAAUGCCUGGACCUGCGUCAAUGAUCAAGGUGGAGCAGCUAGACACACCGCUUCAUCCGUCGUUGUGGACACUAUUGAGUAUUUUUGACAGCAAUCUGGUUAACGAUGAGCUCUCCAAAGGUUUGGAAGAUGUUGCAUUGGUUGAUGCUUUUAUGCAAGGAAAAUCAAUUGGUGAUUCACAAUCGAGCUUGUCACUAUCAACUGUCACAUCAGCAAUCCAAGCAUUGCUCUGGGGAUUACUUUGGGAUACAACACUGCCGGCAAAACUGAGAGUGAAGUCCACCCAGACUGAAACCUGGAGUCUUGUGGAUGGCAUUGCUGGGUGUGAGUUUUUGAGAUCAGACUCUGCUACUGAAACAAUCUCAGGUGCUCUUUUGAUCCAGUCUGCGAUCGCAGAAAUGAUGCUAGGGUGUGGUAGUGUCCUCUUCCAAGCACUACUCAGCAACAUUAUUCCCUAUCUGCUGGAGUACGAGACAGAAACGUCUUCAUCAGAUAGACUUGAAAUACCUAACUGGGCAGCUGACAAGCUACCGAAGCAGCAAAAUAUUGAGCAGCAAAUUCCGUGUGGGCUUGUUUCGACCCACUCAAUAAUGCGCUACGUUACAAGAUGCUGGGGUCUCUCGUCUGCUGUCAACGUCCAGCUCGCUACACAGGAUAGCGCGCUAUUGCUGGAAUCUCUCAGCCAUGUCUUAGCUUCCCACGAACCAGCCAUCACGUCUUCGCAGGGAUCGCUAUCAGGAAGUUUGUUUUGCAUCCGGUGGUUGUGUGUAUUGACGUCAACUGCACUUGAGAUGCAAUUGGACAAGAUGCCGGCAUGGCCCACUCUUCGAACACAAUUAGAGCUCUUGCUACUUCGUUUGUUGCACCAGCUAGUGCAACUGAAAGAAACAUCAACGAGUAAAGCACAAUUUAGCCAGUGUUUUGUAGCGGCGUGGCUAGCCUACCUGCCAGCUGGUCAGUUUGCUCAGGUAUUUAAGUUUGUGCAAGCAAGGUAG